Messenger RNA from Fragaria vesca subsp. vesca, 1877 nucleotides. RefSeq lists its product as uncharacterized. NCBI's taxonomy places the organism in Eukaryota, Viridiplantae, Streptophyta, Magnoliopsida, Rosales, Rosaceae. The record is from RefSeq and is a predicted model, not a curated record. The coding region runs from base 289 to 1458 and encodes 389 amino acids. The transcript has 5 exons.
AAAGGAAGGAAAGAAGGCUGAAAGGAGUCUUCACGUUUCUUGUGCCUCCAUCUCUCUAUUUCAUGUUUCUUUUGUGUUCCGUCUCUUUUGCUAGUCCUAUAUUGUUUCCAAACCAGUAGGACCUUUACAAGCAAACCAAAACCAAAACUGGAAUUGGGUUUCAUUCGAACCGUCUGGCUUCUGCGUACCAACCAUCUUUCUCCUCCAAAUGCGUACCAAUUGGUGCAAAGCUGAUUAUUGAAACUACAAAGUAGCAGACGACGCACACCUGUUCUGUCAAGUUAAUAUAUGAUCACUAUGGAUGUCAAAGGUAUAACCUGGGUUGGGUGUGUGUACGAGAAAUUUGAAUCUAUGUGCUUGGAGGUAGAAGAAAAUAUGUAUGAGGACACAGUUAAAUUUGUUGAAGAUCAGGUACAGACUGUUGGGGAGAGUGUUAAAAAGUUUUAUGCAGAUGUAAUGCAAGAUUUGCUCUGUGACUCUUCAUUGGAUCGAGAUGACGUAUCAGCCGGUGGUUUUCCUGUUGAACAUUAUUCAGAUGUUGAUAACUCUAAAUCAAAGAUCAGAAAAAAGAAAGAACAUGUAAAGGCUGGUGUUGAAGAAGUUAAAGGGGAUUCAGAGGUGAUUUCUGCCGUGUUGAAGGAUGUGGACCAUACAGGAUUGUUCCAUAGACAGCGUGUGUAUGAUUCUUGCACAAAAUCCUCAGGCAAUUGUGCCAAAUUAGCGUGCUCCAGACAAGACCAUGGUGUGAGAAGUUGUAAUAAGAAAAUUGUUGUCAGAGAAACUCCAAUCAAGGACAGACUGCCAGGGGCAAAUACUGCUGUUGGAAAAGAUUUCAGCAGAGAAUCACUAUCAUCAUGCAGUGAAUUUUCAAAUGAAGACCGUGACACUUCAUGUGACCAACCAGAUGAAGUUAUAACUCCUUCUAAACCACCCGAAGGUAUGAGAUGUGAUUCCAUGAGUGAAAGUUGUGUUGUCGCAAAUGCUAGCCAAUGCACAGGUGAUGAUGUCUCAGUCAACUGCCAGUCAUCUGAUAUGAUCGUUUUGGAUAAUUCUGAUGGAAAAAGAUGGAAUGAGCUAUUGGAUUCAUCAAUUGGUGGGUUAUCAACAGAAUUAAAUGGUGGAUCUAUUAAUCCCAGCAUGGAUGCAAUUGAGAGUAAUAUUGGUACACAUGGUACGGAAAUCAUUCAACAAUCUGACAAGCCAAAGCUCGAGGAAACUUGUGUGAUGGUGAGUGGUGAAGACCUUCAUUUUGUUCAUCACACGGUAGCCAACUAUAAGCCUUACAAGAAAAAAAUUCCAAAAGCCUUCACUUCGAGAACGAGUUCAGCAAGGAAGCAAGAAUACGAGCAGCUUGCUUUAUGGCAUGGACAUCAUACAAAGUCAAUUUUGGAAGGUGGAGAAGAGUCUAAGAAAUCCCCAACUCAUGAUUUUUGCGAAUCUGAAUGGGAAAUUCUCUAGGCGCCCUUGUAAAUUGUAAAUAAGCGUCCAACUUACUGCAGCAUCCCAUAGCUGAUGAUGGUGAUGUCGAAGUUAUAUCUAGAUUCUGAAAAAUUUGAGAAAAAGUGGGCAAUGAUUAUGUAAUCUCUUGGUGCUACUGUGCUCAUUUGUGGAGUACUAAAAAUCAUGUUUCUGUGUCUAAGAUAAAGUACUUGAAAAUGUUAUUUAUAGUACAACUCUUGGCCAACCCAAAUGAGACCUACAUUGUACCCAGAAUGAAAAAUAAAUUGGCUUGUAUCCAUGACCGGAUAAACUAUUGUUAUUCUCCAAUUGGUACUGUUUUCUCCUGAUAUUUGUUGUAGAUGUUAAGUUUCUGAAAUGAAGAUCUGGAGCCUUCCGAACUGGUUGAUGAGCUAAUGCUCAAUGCUCCAGGUGGUGAG